AUGGAUGAAGUUAAUAUAACAGAACUCAGCCCUAGUAAACUAUUGCAGUACUCAAAAAAAUGUGCUACUCUGCUUAAACAAAAAGACAAAGAAAUAUCAUUGUUACAAGUUGAUCGAAAUCAGGCAAAUAUAGCUUUGAAAGUCGCACAGAAAUCUAUCAAUAAACUUCAAUUAGAGAUGACUAAAAUGGAAAAAAAAGCGAUAGAUGAUGCAAUUUUAAUACAGGGUCUUGAAAAACGAUUACGUAUGCAACGCGAAGAGUUUACUUAUCAAAACGCCUACAAUUUGGACGUCAAACGUUUGGAAUGUGAAUUAGCCACAAAAGCAACAGAUUUAAAGUGGGAAAAUCAUAACAAUGAUUUAUUUUUACUGAAUCAUUCGCUUCGUGAUGAUUUGAAAAAACAAAGCGCACAACACACAAACGAAAAAAACAAUCUGGCAGUACGAAGUGUUAAACGUUUAAAUGACAGGGCCAAUGUGAUAAAAUGUACCGCAGCUCAUUAUUUAGCCGAAAUAGACGAAGAACAAAAAUACGCGAUUCGCUUUGUUCAAAAAAAACAUAUUCUAGAGUUACGAUCAGUGAGGUCCCUGCAUAAUGAUAAUACACGUAUAUUGAUGGAUACGUACAAUAAAGAAAUCGAAGAAUUAAUAGGUGUAUAUGAAGAAAAAUUAGACCAAUUUUUGGAAUUGUCUGAAUCAUUGCAACAGAAAUUGGAGGGUAUUGCUGAAGAUAAUCAUUUUUUACAAAAACCACUCAUAAAAAGAAAUGAAUACUUGGAAAGGGAAAAUAAAAGUUAUAAAAAUUGCAAAAGACAAUUAAAUAGCUUUCAUAGAGAAUUACAGAAUAUUAAAGUGCGACUAAAACAGAUAACGAACGAAAAAGAUUUAUUAGAGGAAGAAAAUCGUAAGAUGAAACUAGACCUUGAAAACACCGACGAAUAUCAUGACAAAACAAUGAGAAACAUGGAAAGGAGAUUCAGUAUGAAAAUAAUGUUAUUGUCAAAUCGCUCUGAUUUGUUAUCAGCAAAGUUGAUCUUGAAAUUGCCAGCCAAAACAAGUGGAAAUGUAUGGGAAUUUCUACCAAGUAUUUUUGACUCGUCUUCAGUAUACUCUUGUAAAAAAGGUAGAACAUCCGUUAAAGAUUACGAACGACCUGGUAGACCUUCGACCAGUAAAACAAAUGAAACUGUUGCUCGUGUUCGUGAAAUUAUUCGAAAUAAUCGUCGAUUAACUAUCAGAGAAGUCGCAGAAGAUGUCGAAAUAACUUACGGUUUGUGCCAAGAAAUAUUAACCAAUGAUUUGGGCAUGAGCCGAAUCGCAGCUAAAUUUGUUCCUCUUUUCCUAACCGAUGAACAAAAACAAAACCAAAACACCAUCGCUCAAGAACUUUUUGAAAGAGCAGAAAGUGACCUAGACUUUUAA
Acyrthosiphon pisum (pea aphid) is the source of this 1422-nucleotide messenger RNA. RefSeq names its product daple-like protein. The transcript is spliced from 4 exons. Bases 1 to 1422 code for a protein of 473 amino acids. NCBI's taxonomy places the organism in Eukaryota, Metazoa, Arthropoda, Insecta, Hemiptera, Aphididae. The record is from RefSeq and is a predicted model, not a curated record.